GACGAAGCUCGCAUUGCAGGAUUUUGCGCUGUCCGACGGAACUAUCCUCCCCAAGGGCACAUUCGUCGCCGCACCGCUCCGCGCAAUGCAUCACGACGAUGGGAACUACGCGGAUGCGGGCACCUUCCAGCCUUGGCGCUUCUAUCGCGAAGUAGACGAGUGUGGCGGUGAGGCAAACGCCCAGUCGAUGACCACCACCACAACGACGUACCUGAGUUUUGGACACGGCAAGACUGCCUGCCCUGGACGCUUCUUCGCCGCCCUCGAGUUGAAGAUGAUUACGGCGAACCUGCUGCUGAACUAUGACGUCAAGCUCGAAGGUGACAGCACCGAGAUCCCACCCGUCUCGUGGUAUAUCGCGUCCCGUGUGCCAAAUAUGAAGGCCAAUGUGCUCUUCAGGCGCAGGCAAAAGGAUUGA
Messenger RNA from Phanerochaete carnosa HHB-10118-sp, 418 nucleotides. RefSeq lists its product as uncharacterized. Gene Ontology annotation, molecular function: iron ion binding; oxidoreductase activity, acting on paired donors, with incorporation or reduction of molecular oxygen; heme binding. The coding region runs from base 86 to 418 and encodes 110 amino acids. NCBI's taxonomy places the organism in Eukaryota, Fungi, Basidiomycota, Agaricomycetes, Polyporales, Phanerochaetaceae. The record is from RefSeq and is a predicted model, not a curated record. The transcript is spliced from 2 exons.